This is a messenger RNA of Rotaria sp. Silwood2, 1821 nucleotides long. Lineage: Eukaryota; Metazoa; Rotifera; Eurotatoria; Philodinida; Philodinidae. The record is from the annotation of a GenBank genome assembly.
AUGAAUUCAAGGCAACAACAACAAUUCUAUAAUUUUGAAUUAACUAAUAAAGAAAACGAUUUAUUACAAUCAAUCACUAAUACAAAGAAAAAAGUAAUCACUUGUAUCGAAGAUUUAUCUAAUGAAAUCUAUUAUAAUAUAUUUGAUUAUCUUAAUGGAUGUCAUUUAUAUGAAUCAUUUGUAAAUCUUAAUAGUCGUUUUCAAAAUCUUCUCAUAAAAUCAUUUUUACCUCUUAAAAUUAAUAUUGAUUCUAAACAUGAAAUAAUCAUUGAACAUGAUUGUAAGAAUAUUAUCAAUCAAAAUAAAUCUCGUAUUGUUUCACUUCAUUUGUCAACUACAAUAGCUGCCAACCAAUUUUUUAAAUUAGUCACUAUCAAUUCAUUAUUCAAUUGUUUACAAUCACUUGUUAUCAAUGGUAUUAGUGAAUAUAAACUUCAAUUACUUCUUAAACAAUUAAUUUCUUUACCUCAUUUUUAUUCAUUGAACAUUAUUAUUGUUGGCCAAUUAGAAUCUUUUGAUACCAUCUAUAAAUUAAUUUUUUGUUUACCUUUUUUAAAAUAUAAUGCUCUAUCCUAUGGACCAUGGAGAGUGCCUCUAAAAUUGCCACUCGCUAUCAAUAAACAAUUGAGUUUUAUUGAAUACUUAAAUAUCGAUAUUGCUAUAAUUCUCGAUGAACUCAUUACUAUACUUUCAUACACACCUAAAUUACGUCGUUUAACUUGUCAACAAUUAUACAAUUCGACUCUACAUACCCAAAUAAGAGCGAUAAUUGUAUUACCUUAUCUGACACAUAUAAAUUUUGAUCGAUGUCAUUUACAAUUUUCUGAAUUUGAAAUAUUUAUCAAGAAGAUUGGAUCUCAAUUAAGAGUAUUACAUUUCACUACAUUUGAUAAUAUUAUGUUUCUUGAUGCUAAUCGUUGGCAAAGAUUGAUUUUACAAUAUGUACCACGUUUACAAAAAUUCGAAUUUGAAUAUGAUGAAAAGAUUCCUCAUAUUUUUCAAUUAGGACCACAUCAUCAACAACUAAAUCGAUUUACAUCAUCGUUUUGGCUCAAAUAUCAGUGGUAUUUACAGCUUCAGACUGAUGCAUUACCUUUUUCUAAUAAUCGAAUAACAUAUUCAAUUCAUUCAUACAGAAACAAAUGGUAUCAUGCAUAUGAACAUAUGAAAAAUGAUAUAUACUAUCAACAAGAUAAGUCUAUUAUUAUUACUUCAAAGAAUAUUCAAAAUCAUUUAAUUCCAUCUUCUCGAGAUGUUGAACUUAUUGCAACCAAUCGUUGUGAUUUCGAACAAUAUCAAUCUUUUAUUGAGAAUAUUAAAUCUUUAUUUCAAUUAGUACAAAUUACUUGUUUGAAUAUUGAUUUAUGUUAUUCAUCGAUUGACUUAUUUAUUGAUUUCAUAUGUAAUUUACCUAAUCUUGAUUCAUUGAGUAUAUCUUGUUGGCCUUUAUUAGAAUUAAAUAUUUCAUUCAAUACACAAUCUAAACUUCAAUUAAUAUCUAAUAAUAACAAAAUUACGAAAGUGAAUCUUGAAAAAGUGGUAGACACCAAACAAGUUCAGUUUAUCAUUAAUCUUUGUCCACGUUUGGAAUUUUUACAAGUCAGAUGUACAAAUAAUAUGAAUAUUGAAUUGUUCAUAUGUUUUAUUAUAAUGAAUUAUACAGCUAAGUCUCUUAGUUAUAUUCGUUUAUUGUGUCUUCAUUUUCCAAGAGCAGACGAGAAGACAAUUGAAACAAUAAAAAAUAUGAUUGACUCAGGAAAGUUGCUCCGUAAUUAUUCAGUUAAUCGUAUUGUUGAUAAAAUUUAUUUACAAUGGAAAUAA